Messenger RNA from Eimeria necatrix, 2712 nucleotides. RefSeq lists its product as hypothetical. The record is from RefSeq and is a predicted model, not a curated record. The coding region runs from base 1 to 2712 and encodes 903 amino acids. The transcript is spliced from 8 exons. Lineage: Eukaryota; Apicomplexa; Conoidasida; Eucoccidiorida; Eimeriidae.
AUGCACACCUUCUUGUUUCCCUGGCCCUUCAGCCCAGGUGCCUCUCCUUCUGUGCCCGUGACGCUCCGUCUCUGGAAACUAGUAAAGCUUCCUUCUCGCCGUUCUCAGGUGGUUGAGACUGGCGAGGCGGAGGCCCACGUUGGGGCCCCUGAAGACACCAAGGAAGGAAGUACUGCGUGCGACUACGUGAAACUUCCUCAAAGCCUCACAAACGCACUCAGCAUAUUCCUCAUCAAGUUGAAUUUCCAGAGGACGCUAGCCUGCACCAUAUCCCAGUCUGAACUACUGGCCUUGUGCCAACUUGCCCGGGCUCGCGCAUCAUCUCACGGGCAACACUGCGGCGCAGGCGAGGCCUUCAGACAUCAAAGAGAAGGCUUUAAAGCUGCUCAAGAGAACCGUCUUCAAAGUGUCCCACCCCAGGUGCCCAGUGCCCGAGGGCCCACCGCAAAGUGGGCCCCCCAUGGGUCCCCUGAGAAGCCACCCAAGGCCACGGGGCCCUUACAAAAGGCAGAACACAAAAGGUUUAGAGUCGACCCCCUUGAUGUGUGUGCUUUGCUGGCCUCGGGGUCUCUGAACUUGCGGGAUUUGCCUUUGCUGGCCGACUUGGAGGCGGCAGCAGCAGCAGCAGAAGAGCAGCACCAGCAGUCCCGCAGCCGGUGGGGGUGGAAGCGGCUGCUGGGGCUGCGUUGCAGCCGAGGGCAGAUAUGGAAGGCUGCCGCUGCUGCACUGCAGCAGCAGCAGCACCAGCAGCAAAUCAGCCCUUCCCGCGUGGCCUCCCACCGUCGCCAUAGGAAACGACCAAAUCCAAACUCGGCAGAAGGCCCCCCUUCGUCGAGUUCCCUACCUUCUCCCCACCUCGCUGCUGCCACAGCAGCAGCAGAGGCAUUUAGCUGCUGCGAGGCAGCAGCACAGCGCCAGUGCACCUCCUCACUGUCCCCCACAUACGCCCAGCAAAAGCUGACAAAAGGCACUUUGUCCACAACGAGGACACAAAGAGUGCAGCAAGAAGAGCCUGAACAGCAGCUGCUGCUGCCGAGCAAGGCUUUGGCCGCCAGCAGCUGCAGAGUUUCAGGGAUCAGCCCGGCUUCGCCCUCCCCCUGUCAUUUUGAAGACGCACGAGCGGAUGCGGAAGCUGCUGGGGAGGCAGCAGCCGCCGCAGUGUCUCAGCUGGGCAGCGACUGCCUGGCUUUGCUUCCCCACGCAUGUCAGUGGCCUCUUGCUGCGCGGGCUAGUCGCUGGGACUUUUCAACUCGCGCCGGCUGCUGCAGCGCACGCUGGAGCUUGCAGGCCCCAAACCCAGACCCCCUUUCUGGGGCGGGCCGCGUUCGUGUCAGUGGGCCAUCAGGAUCGGGGGCUCUUGGGGCUGCUGAGACUCUUGGGGAGGGGUGGAAGGGGGCGGUGAACUUUCGAGUUCGGCGGAGCCGCCAGAGGAGUGGCCGUGGGCGAGACAGAGUGGGGCGUCGGCAGCGGCUGUCACCCCUGGACCCCCCCUAUGACGGCUUUGCUCUUCUGCUGCAUCCGUUUUGUGCGACUCCGUCUGUGGCGCUGCCUGACGCGGAAACGGUGCGGGCUUUGGAGGUGGCGGAGGUGGCCGUGGACUUCUUGAGCAGGGUCAAGGCAACUGUGGACUGCGCCCAGUGCAACAGGCAACGGCCCUCGGGGAAGCAGCAGCGCAACACAGAGGCUCCUUGUAACCAACACCAGAGGCUCCACUACAGCCGUGUUGGGGAGGGCCCCGAGAAGGUGAUUCUUAUCCACGGGAUAUGUAUGAGCGGCUAUUUCUUUGCGGAUGUCAUCCGCGUGCUCUUCCCGGACUCGGAGAACGGAGCUCGUAAGGGGGUUUCCCAUCAUGGGGGCAUUUUAGGGCAAUUCCCCCCACACGACGAGGACCCCCAGGAGCGGUGGCGGUACACGUUUUACUGCGUGGAUCUUCUUGGCUACGGGAAGAGCGCCGCAAUCUCAUCAACGCAGAAUUACUCCAGAAGAGAACAGGCAGAGGCGAUCCUUAGGGAUGUUAUUGUCGCGAACGGCUUCACUUCUGUGCACUUGGUCGGGCACUCCUUCGGAGGCCUCGUUGCUGCUGAGCUGUGCGAGAUGCUGCCGGCUGGGUUUGUGACAACUCUUAUUCUGUUGGCUCCCGCCUACUUCGAGUCUGAGCGCCAAGCCAUGAGGAUCCUCACAGCGUCCCACUUCCCAGCAGCACACACAGUUGCUCACCCUUACUUUGGGGAGUUAAUGCUGCGCCUCGGCGUUAUCCUGCGACCCCUCUUCGAGCCCUUGGUGCUUCGAAUAGUGCCUCGUGGGGAACUGCCACAGCUGUCUGUCGCAGACGUCUUCAGCAUACAUCCAGAUGCCCUCACAGGCACCAUUCGUUCAAUAGUGCAAGACAGAAUUGACAUGACCUUCCAGCUACUGCGCCAGCGAGGCCAACGUGCCAGCCUCUUCCACGGAACAGCCGACGGCGUCAUCCCCAUAAGACAGGCGAGGUUCCUGGCCCUGCGUUAUCCCAACAUCCACUUGCGAGCCCUUCCGAACUUUGUUCACCACUUCCCUGCCUCCCACGCGCAGUUCACUGCCCAUAUUAUAAUACAAGAGAUUGGGCGUUCCCUGCGGAACGGGAGAGGCCUUUGCUACGCCCCCGACGAGGAUCCAUCUAGUUUGUUGGUGGCAUCCCACUCUCUGUUGCUUCCAGGCCACCCUUCUUGGGCUUGA